Molecule: messenger RNA, 611 nt
Organism: Ananas comosus (pineapple)
Lineage: Eukaryota; Viridiplantae; Streptophyta; Magnoliopsida; Poales; Bromeliaceae
Product: dCTP pyrophosphatase 1-like
Exons: 2
Coding region: 90-476 (128 amino acids)
Biological process (GO): nucleoside triphosphate catabolic process
Molecular function (GO): nucleoside triphosphate diphosphatase activity
Source: RefSeq, a predicted model, not a curated record
UCUCUCUCUACUUUAUAAAGCAACAAAGCACUAAGACCUAUCUUAUUGGGCACCAAACUAGAGGGAGGGGGAAUAAUAACAAGAAGAGAAUGGAGAGAGGGGAGAGAGAGGAGAGAGUGGUGGUGAAGGGAGAGGGAAAGGUGAUGGAUGUGAGCCUCAAAGAGCUCUCAGGGAUGCUUGAGGAGUUUGCAAAGGAGAGAGAUUGGGAGAAAUAUCAUAGCCCAAGGAAUCUCCUACUUGCCAUGGUUGGCGAAGUGGGCGAGCUCUCGGAAAUAUUCAUGUGGAAGGGAGAAGUCGCGAGGGGGCUACCGAAUUGGAAGGAGUCGGAAAAGGAGCAUUUAGGCGAAGAGCUCUCGGAUGUCCUAUUGUACCUGAUCAGAUUAGCUGAUAUAUGCGACAUCGAUCUCGCUGAUGCAGCGACGAGAAAGAUUGAGAAGAACGCGGUUAAGUACCCUGCGACGAUUAUACGAGAAUAGUCCUUCAUCAUCCCUUCCCUUCCCCUGAGUUGCAAUAAAUUUGAGCUUUGGAACAGUCAUGUUAAACUAUAUACAACUCUUAUAAGAGUUUUGUGGCUACUAAUGCUUUUCUAUAUUUUGUUGGUUGUUUGGUUU